UCGUAUGGAGCUCUGAUGGAGAUGGAGACUUCUGUGGAAAUGAAAGUAAAGGUGUGGGAGGUUCAGGAAAUGUUGCUCUAUAAGGAAAUAAUUAUCAAACAGUGCACAAGUGAAUCUAGUCUGCUCAACUUGACAGCUGAAUCGACGACAGUCUCCGGUUCCACAGACUUUAUCUGUAGACAUAAGGGACCUUUUGUGAGAGCAGAUCUGUCGAUGGCUUCACAGACAAUACAUUUUGUCACCUGGAAUGUUAAUGGACUUAAACGAAAUAGAGAUGAGAAAUUUCAAAAACUACAAAAUGCGGACGUUGUUUUCUUCCAAGAGACACAUAUUGGAGAAGGAGAUGAACAUAUUAUAGAAGGUCUAAAAAAUGAGUGGCAUGUUUUCUACACAAAGUUUACCUCCCGAAAGGGAACAGCCAUACUCAUCAGGAGAAGACUAGAUUUUGAAUGUAUAAGUGAUGAAAAAGAUAACUGUGGAGCUUAUGUUGUGUUGAAAUGUAAACUGGAAGGUCAGCUGUACACUCUGGUUAGUGUUUAUAACCAUCACAAUGAUGUAAAAAUCCUUGAUAAACUGUCACAUUACCUGCAGUCAAGGACCACAGGGCUGCUGGUGAUUGGUGGAGAUUUCAACACGGUUUUCAAUCCAUUUAUCGACAAAGACAAUUCAAAAGGAGACCACUCAAACCACAGAAAGCUGCGCUGUUGUGUGAAUAAGUUCAUGAAAUCUCUUCAGCUAUUUGAUGUCUGGAGAAGAAAGAACCCUGUAAAGCAGGAGUACACAUUCCACAGUCAAGUUGCGUCCAGGCUGGAUCACUUUUUUGUUCCAGAAGAAUGUAUGUGGCGGGUCAGAAGAUGUGAAAUCAGAGACUCAAAGAUGGGUGACCAUUGUCCUGUGUACUUGGAGAUCAACAAUGUUUCCACAACCAUUUUUCAGAAAGAUCCACAGAUACAAUCAAUUUCCCAAUGGCUGGAUCUAAAAAGGGAUCUUUUGACAGAUGAGACUGGUUCAUCACUGGGCAAAGAAAGCUCACAUGCAGUCAGUGAGGUUGACAUUAUAUCAGCUGUACAUUCUCUUCAAGUGUCCGACACACCGAGACCAGACGGCAUCCCAGUUUCCUUCUAUAAAGACAACAUUCAGGAUCUAAUUCCAUACAUUAAGAUGCUCUAUGACAGAAUCCACAGUGGUGCGUUUAACUGCUCUGAGACACACUUUAAUGAAACUGUGAAGAGUCCACAUGAUGAUAGUCAACACUUUUUUAAUGUUGACUACCUCAUCAUUGCAACUAUUCUGACAAAAUGUCUAGAUGAUUUCUUGGAGUCUCAGUCAAAGGGUCUUGUACCAAAAAAAUCAGCUUUUGUCAUGAUCGCUCCCAAAACCUUCUGCGCUGGGAUGAGGUUGUCUUGUAUUAAGGAUGAAAUAGAAGAGCAAAAACGGUCAAACCCGACUCUGUAUCAAGAUUUCCUCAUUGUGAAAAACCUUCUCAGAGAUGCACCAGAAGCAGACACCGAAUCUGUAGACGCUUCAGCUGAGAGAGACAAACUGCUGGAUCAGGGCUGCCCUUUGACCCCAGUUCUUAUUACACUGGCUCUGAAAUGCUUUGCUUCCGCAAUAGCUGGGAGUUUACAACAGAAACAUAUUCUCGUUUUUAAACAAAGUGUUAUUCUUUGCAUCCAACCUGAGGACCUUCAGAAAGUAAUAGCUGCAGUGAGGAACACAGCUAAUGAAAUGUAUUACAUUAAGGAAUUAUCCAAAGGAAAUGUUGAUGAUAAAAAAUUAAAGUGUUUGGGAAAUGAGUCUAAUGAUGAGGAAUGGAAUAAAAGGGAGGAGGAAACGCUUUCACACAACACAGAAGAGGAUUCAGAAGCCAGUUGGUCUAAACCGGACAACAGCAAUAGGAGAGUGUAUGAAGAGCGGGAUUUUAAUGAGAAAAAAGACAUUUUGAUGGAGGGUGAUGGAAGACAGAUCAUGUAUGCGGUUGUUACCUUGCAAGACUCAGAUGAGGUGAUGGUGGUCGCAUCAAACUGGUUGACCUCAGACAAGAAACAAAGUUACUGGCCCCCAUUCAAAUCAACGGAGAAGUACAUGGAAGCUGUUAAGAACAGACUUAAACCUGAAACAGGAGGAAAAACAUGGGAGAAAAUAAAUAUUAGCUUUCACAAAGAUUAUGGGUUUUUUAAUGAGGCAACAGAGGGGCAAAAAGAGAUUACAGAAAAGAAAGAACAAUGUAAUCUAUUACCUCCUGGAUUCCCUGGCAUACUAAGAAAACAAAGCAUUCAAGACAUGUCAAAAAACCCAGUUUUUCCAACACCAUCUUCACCCAGAAAACCAGCUGAUGGCAAGAAUGAUCUCCUCCAAAUGCUGAAAGACAUCAAGAGCACAGUUCAGGAAAACUCUUCUAUGUUAAAGAAACUACUGAAAGACAAUCCGUCUUCUGAAGCCCCCAGCAGCAGUACCAGCUUACCCACUAGAGAUGUUAAAACAAGCCUUAAUCUGCCUCUUAGAACCAUUGAAGAUGUGAACAAGAUUGAAAAGGAGCUCAGUAAUGCAGCCAAACGCCAAAAAUAUGUAAAAUUCCUGUCAAGGCUUGGAGGUUUUGGGCCCAAGGAUGUGAUUAAGAAUAUUAUGCAGCAAGUCCUAACAGAUGAUCUGGCUAAGGAGUUCAACUGGCAGGGGAGAGGAGAUAAAAAGCCCUUCUCCAAGCUUAUUUUAGCAGAUGUAAUCAGAGAAGCUGCAUCAAAACACAGUGUAAUGAGGGCAGACUGUGAAGCUGAAAUAAAAAAUUAUUUGUGGUACACAGUUGAUCGAAUUGGUCGGAAGAGACCAAGAGUUUGUGGAGGUGUGACUUCAGAAGUGACUUCUCCCACUCUUUUGGACAGUGCCUUCCAGUCAGAGAUUGGAAUGUCUGGAAUGUCUUUUCUUGAUGACUGAGGUCUCAUAUGUCAUGUAAGAUUAACUGCGUACAGAUUAAACAUUCAGUUUGAUAGAAAUAUAGACUUUGUGUACUAAACAUCACAUUGUGUGCUCCAAAUAUUGGUUCUUGAUGAAAUGCUUAAAAUGUUUCUAAUUUGUUUUAAAGCUAAAUCUAAUUUCUCUUCAGCUAACUGGAUGAAAUAAUUACAUACUGAAGAAUGUGUUUUGCAUGUGUCCAUUAAAAGUUUAUGCUUCUCUUUCAAUGUCA
Pimephales promelas (fathead minnow) is the source of this 3181-nucleotide messenger RNA. NCBI's taxonomy places the organism in Eukaryota, Metazoa, Chordata, Actinopteri, Cypriniformes, Leuciscidae. The record is from RefSeq and is a predicted model, not a curated record.